AUGGGUGAUACUUUGCAUGAUCCUAUCCCCGACCUCACAGGGAAAGUAGCCAUCGUAACGGGUGGACAUACGGGACUGGGCUUCGGCACCAGCAUUGAGCUUGCGAAACAUGGUGCCCGGGUGUAUAUUGCUUCUCGGUCCGCGGCCAAGUUCAAUGAUGCAGAGCGUGAAAUCCGUUUGGAGUGCCCGGAAGCACAAGUGCGCUUUAUAUUACUGGACUUGGCGGAUUUAAGCAGUGUCCAGGCGGCGGCGGAGAGGUUUUCUCACACUUACUCGCUCCAGAUCAUGUGCAUUCCUUACGAGGAGACGAAGCAGGGAUUUGAGUUGCAAAUAGGGGUAGGUCGACCCGCAUGCAAUGGUUUUCUUUUCCUUGCGGCUGUUAUCGCUAAGAAGAAGAAGGUAAAUUACAUCGGUCAUUUCCUGUUCACGGAAUUGCUCAUCCCGAUACUCCAGAGGACCGCAGAGAGAGCCGAGAGGGGAAGCGUGCGUGUUGUGAACGUAUCUAGCGAUGGACACGCCAAACUCGCCCCAAAGGAGGGCAUAAUAUUCUCAGAUAUGAACAUGAAGGAUGGUUUCUCUGUCUGGGCCCGCUACGGCCACUCCAAACUUGCCAACGUACUGCAUUCGAAAGCAUUGGCAAAGAGGUUUCCGAGCAUUCUCUCGCUGUCCUUGCACCCGGGAACGGUAAAGACGUAUGCUGCCGUUUCCUUUCCUGUCCAGCGAUUCACAAGCACGAAUCUCACGAUUCUCAGGAACCUGUCCGCAGGGCCGAUCUCGUCAACUCCGCUCUAUCGGCUGAUAAAGCCGCUUGUCGAGCUGGGCGCGCCUGGCCCACGAAAGGGGGCAGCAAAUAUCCUGUUUGCUGCUGUGUCGUCAAGGCUACGGUUGGAAAGCGACAAUGGAGCAUACUUGCUGCCGAUUGGAAGAGUGUCGGCGCCCAGUAAAGCGGCAUCGGAUCUCGAGAUGGCGGAGGAGCUCUGGAAGUGGACAACGAAGACCCUCAGAAGCCGCGGAUAUUGAAGAGGCGAGAUUGCCUCACAAGCUUCAU
Messenger RNA from Aspergillus costaricaensis CBS 115574, 1048 nucleotides. RefSeq names its product retinol dehydrogenase. Bases 1 to 1020 code for a protein of 339 amino acids. The transcript is spliced from 3 exons. The record is from RefSeq and is a predicted model, not a curated record. Lineage: Eukaryota; Fungi; Ascomycota; Eurotiomycetes; Eurotiales; Aspergillaceae.